This is a messenger RNA of Episyrphus balteatus (marmalade hoverfly), 1958 nucleotides long. Its product is annotated as probable serine/threonine-protein kinase DDB_G0288147. NCBI's taxonomy places the organism in Eukaryota, Metazoa, Arthropoda, Insecta, Diptera, Syrphidae. The transcript has 2 exons. The record is from RefSeq and is a predicted model, not a curated record. Gene Ontology annotation, molecular function: DNA binding. Gene Ontology annotation, cellular component: nucleus; transcription regulator complex. Bases 702 to 1799 code for a protein of 365 amino acids. Gene Ontology annotation, biological process: regulation of transcription by RNA polymerase II.
AAAAAAAACCAGGAUAUAAAAUGCAUUUUGUCGCAAACAGAUAUCAUAAAUGUAUCUAUCAGAUACAUCCCAGAUAUAAAAAGUUUAUAUUUGUCGGAAUGUUUUAUACUUCUUGUAUAUGUAUGUUUCUGUGUCAUUGUUGUUGUUGUUGUUAUUAUUGUCAGCGAGAGCAGCAGCUAACACCAAUGCGACGUCAAUAUACGAAUGAAGCAACAAAAACAACAAAACAAGCUUUCAUGUCUUUUGUACUUUAUACCAACCUAUUCUAUCGUUGUUGUUUGCGUAUAUUUUUGUACUCAACUCAUACAACACUCUCCAGCUCGUAUAGUUCCUCUCAUAUGCCUGCCUUUACCAGGCCAGGCCACAAUCAUCAUCAUCAUCAUCAUCGUCAGCACCAUUAUAGUGUUCAUAGCAGCAGCAAGUAGUCUCAAAGCCAAUAUUAUAGCCAGCCAGCCAGCCAGCCCCAGCAACUCGCUCGCAACAACACGAGUUGUUUGUCAUUUGUGAGUUGGUUGGAGCUUUCAAAAACACACAUAGAAAAUUUAUAUACUUAUUCUAUUUUUGUUAGACGCGCAAAAAACAGAGUAAAAUACGCAGUCUACACUGUCGUAAGUGUCUCUUGGUGUUUUAUUUAUUUAAAUUGUUUUUUUUUUUUUGAAAAAUAAAAAUUUUAUUUCAAACAAACGGUUUGCAGUGCCUAAAUGCCAAACAAACUUGAAACUAAAAAACUGCAACAACAAGAAUUAAUAUUGACCAAUAACAGACAAAUAAUGUCAUCGACAACAACAGCAGCUAACACGACGACGACGACAACGACGACGACAACGUCUCCAUCGGCAUCUACACCACGAAUCAUGCAGGCCGAUGAGGAUUUCAAUAUCCGUUUUGUAACAAUGGUUAAGAAACAUCGUUGUUUGUAUGAUAAAAAAGUACCCGAGUACAGGAAUAGGGAUUACCAGGAAAAAGCAUGGUCAGUUAUAUCCCAGGAAACUAGAGAAAAUGUAAUUCAUUGCAAGGAACGUUGGCGAAAUCUUCGAGCAUGCUUAUCAAGAUACAUAAAACAACAAAGUGGCAACGAUCCACAACACAAGCCCUACUAUUUAACCGAACACAUGGCAUUUCUGUUGCCAUUUCUAAAAUCAAUUCGUCAAUCAGUCGAUAGUUCCCAAAGUAUAUUCAACAUUCAAAAUACACUAAACGAAUACAAGUACAACCAAUCUAGUGAUUUGGAACUAAAACAUUCACUAUCCGACAAUGAAGAGACUAGUGAUGCUUUCGACAAUAGUGGAGCUCAAUUAAAUCGCCCACCCGAAACAUCUACCCCGUUAAGUGACACAAAUAGUGCACACACCAGUACAAUGAAUAAUUUUAUACCCGAUGUACAAAUCGAAAUGCGUGAAACACCCGAUGCCAAUUCGGAAAUAAUAUUUUCACCUACAACAGCUCCUCAUAUAAAUGGCCAUCAUCAUCACCAUAAUCAACAGCAUCAUGGUCAACAUUCUUUUCCACAGCCAAAGCGAAUUAAACUAGAACAACAAUCUGGAUCGAAUGAAAGAUCACCAGAUCAAUAUUAUAAUAAUCAUGUUGAAAAUUCAGAUAUGGAAUUUUUUCGAAGUAUACUACCGGAUAUAGCUGAUUUGACACCAUUGCAAAAGCGGAAAUUAAAAAUUGGAUUAUUGGAAUUGAUAGAUGAGGUUUUAGUGAAAUAUCCUGCGCCUCAAAAUCAAAGUACUAACAACAAUAAUAAUAAUAGUAGUAGCAGUAAUAAUCAACAAAGUAUCGGUUAUUGGGGAAAGUAGAGUUUAAUAAUGUACAUAAUGUAUUUUAUAAGAAGUAUGUUUUGUAAAUAAAAAUAAGAUCGCUUUGUAGAUGUUUAAAAUAAAAGUGUUGCACAAAAACUUUGAAUCGAUUUUCAAAAAAAAUGAUUCACACUAUACAAAAGAUGUUUUUUUAAUUCG